Molecule: messenger RNA, 276 nt
Organism: Dictyostelium discoideum AX4
Lineage: Eukaryota; Evosea; Eumycetozoa; Dictyosteliales; Dictyosteliaceae
Gene: dlcB
Product: cytoplasmic dynein light chain
Exons: 3
Coding region: 1-276 (91 amino acids)
Biological process (GO): microtubule-based process
Cellular component (GO): dynein complex; microtubule associated complex; cytoskeleton
Source: RefSeq, a predicted model, not a curated record
AUGUCUUCAAAUAAAUAUAUAAUAAAUGUUAAAAAUGCUGAUAUGCCAGAUUUUAUGCAACAAGAUGCAACAGAAUGUACAAUUAAAGCUUUUGAAGAAACAAAUAUUGAAAGAGAUAUAGCUAUGAUUAUUAAAAAAGAAUUUGAUAAAAAGUAUUCACCAACAUGGCAUUGUAUAGUUGGAAAAAGUUUUGGUUCAUUUGUAACACACGAAACUAAAAAUUUUAUUUAUUUUAACAUUAAUAAACAUUCUGUACUUUUAUUUAAAGCAGGUUAA